AUGGCAACGGUGAAUAUACAGGGUACUGCAGCAGUGGAUGCAGUAGAGGAGACAGUUAACGGCGGAAGGACGGCCCUGUUGUGGGUAAUGGGGAGCGCCGGGGUGGCCACUGUCCUCACCACUGUUGUGGUGCUCAGUGUCAUUACUACAGCAAGCAGCAUCUUAUCAAAUAGUGCAACGAAUAUGACUCUUUCAACUGCAACGACGCCAAUGACAACAGCAGCACCAGGCGCGAUAAUUGUGCAUCGUUUUUUUGAAAAAAAAAUGAUGUUUCAAGCCGCUUCUAAAGGCGUCACGACCGAUGCCAGGGAUGACUUUUAA
This is a messenger RNA of Helobdella robusta, 321 nucleotides long. RefSeq lists its product as hypothetical. NCBI's taxonomy places the organism in Eukaryota, Metazoa, Annelida, Clitellata, Rhynchobdellida, Glossiphoniidae. Bases 1 to 321 code for a protein of 106 amino acids. The record is from RefSeq and is a predicted model, not a curated record. The transcript is spliced from 4 exons.